AUGGCUGACGAUGAAGCUUGGACAAGCGGCGAAUCUGAGCCAGAGGAAAGAGACUCUGACGAUGAAGAAACAUAUGAUAUUGAUUUUGAAGAUUUAGAAAAUGUGGAGUAUGUCGAAGAUCAAAUUUAUGAAGACUCGUGGUUUUUUCCAUCAAUAAAGGAUUUCAACGGUACCUCUGAAAUCAAUCAAAACAUCAAUGUAGCAGGUAAUACACCUAUAGACUUCUUCAAUUAUUUUUUUGACUCCUCACUGAUUGAAAUGAUUAUUGAAGAAACUAAUCGUUAUCAUUUUCAAAAUCCUGGAAUUCAAAGUGACCAUAUGAAGCCUUGGACUCCCUUUACAAAAGAAGACUUCGAAAUUUUUCUUGGCCUUUCGAUUCUCAUGGGACACGUUCGGAAAGGCGAAUUACAUAGUUAUUGGUCGACUGAUCAAUUAGUACAAACUCCAAUUUUUCGUCAGAUGAUGUCUCGCGACAGAUACUUGCAGAUUUUGUGUUACAUUCAUUUUCACGACAAUGAAAAUACGACAUUGGAUAUUGCAGGCCAUACUUUAGCGAAAAUUAAGCCAGUAAUAGAUUUUCUUCAAUCUAAAUUUUCAGCAGCUCUCACUCCAGGGAAAAAAAGUCUGUAUUGA
Messenger RNA from Pseudomyrmex gracilis, 633 nucleotides. Its product is annotated as piggyBac transposable element-derived protein 2-like. Lineage: Eukaryota; Metazoa; Arthropoda; Insecta; Hymenoptera; Formicidae. The coding region runs from base 1 to 633 and encodes 210 amino acids. The record is from RefSeq and is a predicted model, not a curated record. The transcript has a single exon.